CCAAUCCCUAUAUUAGCUCGCAUUUGGAGAAGAUUGCUUAUCUCCCAUACAUCUCUCCUUACAGUGUUAGGUGUUGGCAACGGAAACCCUAAUUUCCUCUGCUAUGUCCUUUGUCCUCUAACUUCAUGUCCCACUGAGAUAGCCAACAGAGCGGUGUGAACAGAGAGGAUGCUCUAAAGAAUUAGGUCUGGACGAAUCUAUGUGCUGUGUGUUUCAUCCAAUGGACUCUCCAAAUGUGUAUCUGUCAACACAUCUACAUUGCACACUAACACCUCGCACAGAGUAGAGGAAUGCGUGGAGGAAGCGCGCUGAGUAAACUGUAGAAGAUAUUCUAGGCACAAGGGCUAAUUGGCGCGAUUCUUGUCCCAACUGAGUGUCUGAAACGAGUUCUUAAAGACUCGCGGGGAAAAACAUUUCCGCUAUCAGGAGUUUAUUCUCUUGCUUGUGGAUAUGGGGAGUGACACAAUGAAGAUUGCUUGAGAAGUGGGAACCACGCCACGAUUUAAAGUUUUGCAAGAGGCUUUUGGGGAAAACUACACAAUACUGGCGCUAUGUUGGAGAGGCAAGCAGCGGAUUUUUGAACAACAUUGUAGCUACGGAACUCACUGCCGAAAUUCUAUAUUCCCAUGUCAUCGCGCUGACCCUGCUCCCCGGACAGUGAUAAGUCAUUUAUUUUGAAGUGGUUGAAAUCUCCUCCCCGAUCCCGAUUGCAAGCUAUAUGAAGGUGGCACCGUGAUUCAACGAAGAUUGACGUGUGUUAGGAAACGGCUUAAAUCAGUUUAUUUAGUCAGCUCAUUAAACUCGUGCAUCAUCAACUUUUUGCAUCACAUUUUCCCUGAACUCAUCACAUUGAGAUUUAACUCACGCAUCUUAAAGAGGAUUCAGUGGUCAUUUCGGAACUUGUUGAACACUCACAAAGACUGGACCAUCGUACCGCGAACACAGAGGGAAUCAUAAAAAAACUAGCACGGGUGCGAGGUGCAAAGCGAUGACUGACAGGAAGCAAACCUGAGACGGCUGUCACUCAUCGCCCCGGGCCAAGCAAGCGAAUCACCUGAGUGUCACGGACGGCAUUUAAUGACCUCGUGCUCUCCUUUCCCCUCUCUCGUUAUCACCUCAACAGCCGGGGACCCCCCCCUCCCCCCCUGUUCCACCCCACUGACCUGUCAGCUGAGACACCGGAUCUAACCACAGAACUUGGGGAGACGAGACUUAGUGCAGAUUUAGGCAGAGCUAGCAGCCUCCCCCACCCCCACCCCCCAAAAGCAGCUAACACAAAGCUGGCAUGCCGGCACGGUUCCAAAGCUCUCCACUCAACAGAAGUUGGAUUAUUUUAUAAGAUUGCCCCGGCCACUCUCUCUCACUUUCAUUUGGGGAGCGGGGUAAAGUAUUCUAGAGAGGAAUUUAGAGAGGGCUCACAAAGGAAGCAGCGAUGCGUCUGCCCGUGCUGUUGACACUGCAGGCCGUGUGGGCCGGCCUGUGCCACGCCAUGCAGAAUUACCCCGCAGCCUGGGGACACUACGACGUCUGCAAGUCGCAGGUCUACACCGAGGAAGGCCUGACCUGGGAUUACAUGGCCUGCCAGCCAGAGGCAGCCGACAUGACCAAGUACCUGAAAGUGACACUCGACCCUCCCAACAUCACAUGUGGAGACCCGCCUGAGACAUACUGCGCCUUGGAAAAUCCGUACAUGUGCAAUAACGAGUGUGAUGCUAGCACCGAGGAGCUAGCACACCCCCCUGAACUGAUGUUCGACUUUGAAGGCCGAAAUCCAACAACAUUUUGGCAGUCCUCCUCUUGGAAAAAAUACCCAAAGCCCCUUCUGGUCAACAUCACCCUGUCCUGGAACAAAACUAUAGAGCUGACAGAUGACAUCGUAAUAACAUUUGAGUCCGGUCGCCCAGAGCAAAUGGUCCUGGAGAAGUCCCUGGACUACGGUCGAACUUGGCAGCCAUACCAGUUCUACGCCACAGACUGCUUGGAUGCCUUCAUCAUGGAGCCCAAGACAGUUCAGGAUCUUACUCAGCAGACCUUGCUGGACAUCAUCUGCACAGAGGACUACUCCCGGGGCUAUGUUUGGAAGUAUGACAAAACGGUCCGCUUUGAGAUCAAGGACAGGUUUGCCCUUUUCGCUGGGCCCCGGCUCCACAACAUGGCCUCGCUGUAUGGACAGCUGGACACCACAAAGAACUUGAGGGACUUCUUUACCAUCACAGACCUGAGAAUUAAACUCCUCAGGCCAGCCACGGGAGCCACCAUGGUGGAUGAGAACAACCUGUCCAGAUACUUCUACGCCAUAUCUGACAUCAAAGUGCAUGGAAGGUGCAAGUGCAACCUUCACGCCAACAGCUGUGUCUUUGACAAAGAGAAACUGACUUGCGAGUGCGAGCACAACACCACAGGCCCCGACUGCGGGAAAUGCAAGAAAAAUUACCAGGGCCGAGCAUGGAGCGCGGGCUCCUAUCUUCCGAUCCCGAAGGGAACAGCAAAUAUCUGUAUUCCCAAUAAUGUCGGUCCAGUUAUUCGGCUGAAUGUUUCAUCCCUAGGGGUUGCUAACCGAAAUCAAGUUGCUCCACAAGUUGCUUUGUCCACUGUCCCUUCCGUUCAGCUUGCAAACAGCAAGAAAGAUUGCGAAUGCUCCGGCCACUCCAACCGGUGCAGCUACAUCGAGCUGCUAAACACGGUCAUUUGCAUCAGCUGUAAGCACAACACUAGAGGGCAGCACUGCCAGUUGUGCAAGCUGGGCUACUACAGAAACGUCUCAGCAGAGCUGGACGAUGAGAAUGUUUGCGUAGACUGUAAUUGUAAUCCCUUUGGCUCAGACAGUGAUCGCUGUAAUGGCACAGGAUUUUGUAAAUGUAAGGAGGGAACAACAGGGGCUAAGUGCCGUGACUGUCUUCCGGGAUAUUUGUGGGACAAUGGCUGCAAAUCCCAAGUGUGCAACAACGAGCUGAUGCGCUGUCAGAACGGCGGCGUGUGCCACAACAACGUGCGCUGCCAGUGCCCCGCGGCCUUCACCGGACUGCUGUGCGAGAAGCGUCGGUGCGAAGGCGAGGCCGGGGGCUGCGGGGGCCCCGACUCCGGCCAGGCCGCACUCCCCCUGCCCCCGGCCCCCCUGCUGCUGCUCCUGCCCCUCGCCCCCGCCCUCCUGAGGGAGGCCUGCUGGCCCACGGCGCUCUGAAGCAGAGCGACAGAGAAAUAUAUCCAAAAAAAAAUCUACAAGCAUACAAGCAAUCCACCCAACCCAAGACACAGGCUGUCAAUAAGGAAUGUGCCAGAAUGAAAGCAAAACUAUAAUUUGAAGAAGAAGAAAAAAAUUAUAAUAAAGUAUUGAAAUCAAAAAUAAAUACAUUUAAAAACAGAAAAAAAACAAAGAUAUAUUUAAUGAAAUAACUGAGCAUUUGCUUCAUAAAGCCGACAAAUGAACGGAGACCAGUGAACUAAGCCAUACUAGAUACCAUUCCCCAAGAGAGGAUCCAGAGAUGAAAGACUGUUUUUCCUCAACCUCGCCGCGGCAACAGCAGCUGAAACCACUCGAUGGCGAUCACAACAAUGUCAGAGCCACACUCUGGUGCUUUUGAGUAAUAUGUUGGCUGGGUUGCUUUGGGCUAAUCUGACGCGAAGCAAUGUAGGACUGUCCAGUUUGUGUGGACUGACACUGAAAUUAAACUCAAGCAUUCUUUGCUGUCAGUGCAUUGUGGAUAUAAGGAAAAUCACACCGACUGGCACGUUUGACCUGUGACCUGCAUUAGUCCCGCCCUCUACUCUCUCUGCCCCAGUUAUCCCUCCCUGCCCCCUCUUACCUGUGCUAUUGUGAAAGUUACUCCUGUAACCCUCGUUGGUUGAAAGAUUUUUUGUCCAAUGUUAGUGACGCACAUGUGUAAUAGCCCUGCCCCCGCCCCGCCCCCCCCACCACCACCCACCCAAAAAAGUAAAAAGAGCAACCCCCUGUCCUUCUUUUAUCUUAGAAGCACUGCAUCAAUAGAGAUCAUCGCAAAGAUGCUAGUGUCCACAUGAGCAGAAGUGCUUAGAAAAAAAAUCAGUGUAUUUAAUUUUUGUAUUUAAAGAACAAGUUAUUUUCUUGAUGAAGCAAAACCAUGUAAUGCAUAUACAUUUUUGUAUUAUUGCCGAUACAUGUUAAAAGGCAACUUGUUAAUAUAUUCAUUCAUUAUGAGAAGGAGAAAAAUAAGAAAUGGUUUACUUUUUAUUCCUAUUUGGUUGUGCAGAGCUUCCUCUGUAUUGGCAACGUGCUGGCAUCAAAGAAUAUAAGUUUACAUAUAUACUAAAGUGUAAUAAGAUUCCACCAAAGGACAUUUAAUUGUUUUCUUGUUGCUUUAACACUGGAAAAUUUAAGUGAAUAAAAUAUAUUGAGGAAAAACUG
Molecule: messenger RNA, 4381 nt
Organism: Anguilla rostrata (American eel)
Lineage: Eukaryota; Metazoa; Chordata; Actinopteri; Anguilliformes; Anguillidae
Gene: ntng1a
Product: netrin g1a
Exons: 10
Coding region: 1433-3181 (582 amino acids)
Biological process (GO): animal organ morphogenesis; tissue development; substrate adhesion-dependent cell spreading
Cellular component (GO): basement membrane
Source: RefSeq, a predicted model, not a curated record